AUGGGUUUAGGCAAGCUAUCCAUCCGAGUGAAUGGCGCAGACUGCGGAAUAGAAGCCGUCAUGCUGGGUGCGGUCACAUCGAUAGGCGGUUUCUUGUUUGGUUAUGACACCGGCCAAAUCUCGGGCCUACUGUUGUUCACAGACUUCAAAGACCGCUUCGGCCAAACCCAGCCCGACGGCUCCAAAGAAUUCGAAACCAUCAUCUCCUCCCUCGUCGUCUCCCUCAUGUCCAUCGGUACACUCAUCGGCGCGCUUUCGGGUGCCUACACCGCCGACUGGUGGGGCCGCCGCCGAAGUCUCAGCUUUGGCGUGGGUAUCUUCAUCGUUGGCAACAUCAUCCAGAUCACCUCGAUGAGGUCUUGGGUGCAUCUCAUGAUGGGUCGGUUCGUUGCUGGUCUAGGUGUAGGAAAUCUCUCUGUUGGUGUACCGAUGUUCCAAUCUGAAUGCUGUCCGCGUGAAAUCCGAGGCGCGGUGGUGGCGAGCUAUCAGUUGAUGAUUACUAUCGGUAUUCUCGUAUCCAACGCUAUCAACUACGGCGUACGCACUUUCCAAGAAGACGAUGCAUCGUGGCGGAUCGUUAUCGGGCUAGGCAUUGCCUUCUCGCUUCCGCUGGGUAUUGGCAUUCUCUUCUCGCCUGAGUCGCCUCGAUGGCUGGCGGGCCGUGGCGAUUGGGAAGGUUCGCGGACGGCGCUGGCCAGGCUGCGCGGCAUGAAGCACGAUCCGUACAACAAGCUCGUCAUGAGCGACUUUGAGGAGAUGCAGGCUUCGAUUGAGGAGCAGAAUCAGGCAGGACAGGGAACGUGGUUGGAGUGCUUUACCGGGAAGCCAUCGUUCAUUCCAAAGCUCGUGUACAGAACGUUGUUGGGCUGUGCGAUACAUUUCCUGCAGCAGUGGACUGGUGUGAACUACUUCUUCUACUACGGCGCGACCAUUUUCGAAUCAGCCGGCAUUGAGGACCCGAUCAUGGUGCAGCUCAUCCUCGGUGCUGUCAAUGUGAUCAUGACCUUCCCCGGUCUGUACAUCGUUGAGCGACUCGGUCGCCGCACGCCAAUGUUCUUCGGCGCUCUUUGGCAGGCUGCCUGGCUGCUCAUCUUCGCUGCUGUGGGCGUCGCGCGGCCGCCGACCGAAUACACCAGCUCCGGAAUCGUCAUGAUUGUGGCAGCGUGCAUGUUCAUUGCGUCCUUCGCCAUGACAUGGGGCCCAUUCGCGUGGGUCGUCAUAGGAGAGACGUUUCCGCUCCGCACGCGCGCAAAGCAGGCUUCCCUCGCAACUGCAGGAAACUGGCUUGGCAAUUUCCUCAUCGGCUUUCUCACCCCGUUCGCCAACGACGGCAUCGGGUACGCAUUCGGUUUCGUUUUCUUCGGCUGCAACCUUGCUGCUGCACUCAUUGUCUGGUUCUUCAUGUACGAGACGAAGUCGCUGUCUCUUGAGAACGUGGAUACUAUGUACCAGGAACCUGGGCUCAAGGCUUGGCGAAGCAGCAAAUGGAUUCCUGCAGGUUAUGUGGACAGGAAUACGCGCGAUGAGGCGUACUGGACGCGUCGGGCAUCUAUUGGCGGAACGGGUGGUGUUGCUGCACGGGAGGCGGAGAAGUUGGAACAUCCCUCUAAGUACGAGUCCGAGGGAGAGAAAUCUGCGUGA
This is a messenger RNA of Paraphaeosphaeria sporulosa, 1641 nucleotides long. RefSeq names its product high-affinity glucose transporter ght2. Gene Ontology annotation, biological process: carbohydrate transport; transmembrane transport. Gene Ontology annotation, cellular component: membrane. The record is from RefSeq and is a predicted model, not a curated record. NCBI's taxonomy places the organism in Eukaryota, Fungi, Ascomycota, Dothideomycetes, Pleosporales, Didymosphaeriaceae. Gene Ontology annotation, molecular function: carbohydrate:proton symporter activity. Bases 1 to 1641 code for a protein of 546 amino acids. The transcript is spliced from 6 exons.